UAAGAAUACCCUGACUGAACACACACACACACACACACACACACAUUUUCUCUCUCUAAAAAAUGGCUAUGUCCAAUUCGAUCUUCUCGUUCCUUCUAUUCCUGUGUCCCUCUCUGUUGAUCAUGGCACGUGCAGACCUGCCCGGAACGUGGGAAGUGGUGGUGGCGAACGCCGGCAUUGCAUCAAUGCACACCGCCGUGACAAGGUUCAACACCGUAGUCCUCCUGGACCGAACCAACAUCGGACCAUCACGCAAAAUGCUCCGAAAAGGCCACUGCCGCAACGACCCGUACGACCCCGUGCUCAAACACGAUUGCUACGCGCACUCCGUGCUCCUCGACCUCCACACCUUUCAAAUCCGCCCCCUCACCAUCCUCACCGACACCUGGUGCUCCUCCGGCCAGUUCCUCCCCGACGGCACUCUCCUCCAAUCCGGCGGCGACCUCGACGGAGUCCGUAAAUUCCGAAAAUUCACACCAUGUAAAUUCACUGAAUUAUGCGAUUGGGAAGAGCUUCAAAACAUGGAAUUAUCGCAAGGACGAUGGUACGCUACCAAUCAGAUUCUUCCUGAUGGUUCGGUUAUCAUCGUUGGCGGCCGCGCUGCUAACAGUGUGGAGUUUUUUCCGCCGAGGCACGGCGGGGCCGUGCAUUUCCCGUUCUUGGCCGAGGCGGAGGAUAAUCAAAUGGAUAAUUUGUACCCCUAUCUCCACCUUCUUCCUAAUGGUAAUCUGUUCAUUUUCGCCAACAAUAAAGCUGUAUUGUAUGAUUUCAAUAAGAAUUUUCUCGUGAGAGACAUUCCUUUGCUCGAGGGCGGCCCGCGGAACUAUCCCUCGGCCGGCUCGUCUGUCAUGCUGCCUUUGGAAGGUGAUUUUUCAACCGCGGUUAUUGUAAUCUGCGGUGGUGCCGAGUACGGCGCCUAUAUCCAAAAAAGUGUCGACACUCCGGCCCACGGGAGCUGCGGCCGGAUCGUGGCCACCCGACCCGACUCUGUUUGGGAAAUGGAGGACAUGCCGUUCGGUCGGAUCAUGGGUGACAUGGUGAUGCUUCCUACUGGAGAAGUUCUUAUCAUCAAUGGAGCUCAAGCUGGUACCCAAGGGUUUGAAAUGGGCUCCAACCCGUGCUUAUACCCGGUUCUAUAUCGACCCGAUCAACCGUUGGGGCUUCGCUUCAUGACUUUAAACCCCGGGUCGGUUCCCAGAAUGUACCACUCCACGGCCAAUCUAUUACCCGACGGUCGGGUCUUGAUCGCCGGAAGCAACCCACAUUACUUCUACAAGUUCGCCGCCGAGUUUCCGACGGAGCUGAGAAUCGAAGCUUUUUCGCCCGAGUACUUGGCCGCGGACAAGGCCAAUAUAAGGCCGGUUCUGGUGGAGUCGCCGGAGACGAUUCGGUACGGCGAGGGAUUCGAUGUGUUUGUGACGGUUUUGCUUCCGGUGGUGGGGGUUGUGGAGGUGAACUUAGCCAGUGCUCCGUUUGCAACGCAUUCGUUUUCGCAGGGGCAGAGGUUGGUGAAGAUGGGAGUCACCAGUGCGUUGCCGGAGAGUGAUGGGAGGUAUAGAAUUGGGUGUACUGCGCCGCCGGAUGGGAGGGUGGCGCCGCCCGGGUGGUAUAUGGUGUUUGCUGUUAACCAGGGUGUGCCUAGUGUGGCUCGUUGGGUUCAGUUGUUCUCCUAAUUUUUCAAAUUUUUAUUUUUCUUUUUCUUUAUUUAUUUUUUUGUUUUCUCUCUGGAAUUAGUUAUGAAAGUGUUGAUAAAACACAUUUUUUAGCAGUUUGUUUCAUGAAAUUAACUGAAAAGUGGAAAUUGUUUAUUAUAUUUGAUAGUAACAUUUCAAUAA
Molecule: messenger RNA, 1835 nt
Organism: Camellia sinensis
Lineage: Eukaryota; Viridiplantae; Streptophyta; Magnoliopsida; Ericales; Theaceae
Product: glyoxal oxidase-related protein
Source: RefSeq, a predicted model, not a curated record